Electrophorus electricus (electric eel) is the source of this 3344-nucleotide messenger RNA. RefSeq names its product guanine nucleotide binding protein (G protein), gamma 12a (gene gng12a). Gene Ontology annotation, cellular component: heterotrimeric G-protein complex. Gene Ontology annotation, molecular function: G-protein beta-subunit binding. The record is from RefSeq and is a predicted model, not a curated record. Gene Ontology annotation, biological process: G protein-coupled receptor signaling pathway. Lineage: Eukaryota; Metazoa; Chordata; Actinopteri; Gymnotiformes; Gymnotidae.
ACUAGCUCGUUUUACGCGGAGUUCGUUGGCUGCGAAAGGUCGUUUGUUUUCGUCAUUCUUUACUCUGGUGCGUUUGGUUAGCGUCGGUAGAAGCGCCAUAAACUCUGUCGUUCUCGAAGUAAAAAUACUUUAUUGUCCUGCACAUAAACAAUUCAUUACAGUUUUGGACAACAGGGAGCUUGUUUAAAAUUUGCUUCUGUCAUUUUGGAGUUUCUGUAGAGCAGCUUUGGAGACGUCUUUACCGUCUCUUCGGAUUUGUCAAGAAACGGCAGGCUCGGGAAACUGAGUUUUAUGUUGCUGAAAAUGUCUUCUAAGAUGUCAAGCUCAACCAACAUGGCCAAUGCAAGGCGGAUGGUACAGCAGCUCCGAGUCGAAGCCAGCAUCGAAAGGAUAAAGGUAUCCAAGGCUUCAGCGGACCUCAUGCGCUACUGUGGAGAACACGCCAAGCAGGACCCGUUACUGAUGGGUAUCCCUGCUUCAGAAAACCCCUUCAAGGACAAAAAGCCCUGCACUAUAUUGUAGUGGGCAUACCUCAGCCCCUCCUGUUAUUUAAUUAAUCCCACUCAACACUGCCUUAAGUCCAGAUCUAGCUAAACCUGUGCAGCAAAUUGUAGACUGCAUUUCAACACUGUAAAUCAGUGUCCAUCAGUACUAAUCACUGGUCACCUAGGAGAAAGAUUGGCAUUGCUGUGCAUAUGAUGCAUCUUUUCUUAUAGUAUAUCUUGCAUUUUUCAGACCGAACUGAAAGAAUUCCGGAGAAUGAACGUAUAACUCCAGUAAAAAGUGUUAAAUUACGGUUUUCCACUGAAGUGUGCCAUUAGUCAGUUCCUUUGUGGUUUAUGUAGGGAAGUUGGUAUAAGCAAGUUACACACUUGAUGACACACUGAGAGGGUGAGAAUAAUGAAACUGAUGUAACCUUCCCUAAUGUUGUAGCUGCUGUCAGAAAUCCCCAGAAAAAUCUAAAGCAAGUUAAACCAGUAGUUUGUGGGGGGUGUAUGGGGUUCUUUCUGCUGUUUUAGAUUGAUUAGAAUGAAAUGUGUAUUUCUUGUACCUGUCCUUUUCCAUCCCCAAAGAACUAUAGAAUGCAAGUGAAAAAGUGAUUAAAUGAAUAAAAAUGUAAUAUAUAAAAAAGAGGUUUAAAGAAGGUCUUGACAUAUUUGCUUUAUGCUGGUUAAUUGUGUGCUGUGCUAGUACUUUAUCAAUUAUCUUUAUAGCAAGGGGAUUUAGUUCCAUUGAUUUUGUUGUAAGAAAAUUUGGAGGAUUGUUUCAAUAUUAAAGUGGACUUGUUUUAUUAUGGACUGAAGUACUUGGGUCACAAGUGUCUCUUGAAAAAGAAAUUUUGAUCUUAAAGGACACAUAGGAUAUAAGUUAAUCACCCUAUUAGGGGAGAGUUAGGAUAAUAUGGGUUUGUUGAAUCCUAUGGGAAAUAACAGCAAUGUUAUGCCUUGCUCAGCCACACCACAGGUCCCUUGAUUCCAGACAGUUUAGAACUGGUUGCUAUUGGCUAAUUGGAACAAGUCAUAUAUAAUCCCUCCAUCCGUACAUAGUGCAUGGAUACUGACAUUGCCUUUUGUCAUUUCUACAAAUUAGGCAGUGUUUAUGCAUCAAAAGGUCUGGGUCAACUAAUAAAAAUCAGUAUAAAUCUGAAUCAAUACUGUUAUUUUUGUUACUGUUUUGUCAACUUUCAGUUGUUUUUUUUUUUUCAAGGUCAUAAUUAUUUUCCCUACCUCUUAUUGACAUCAUGCAGCGGUGUUCUUGAUUUGUGUCCAUGGAACAUUUAAUGACCAGUGACACGCAUUAGAUUCUUCAUUGGAACAGUGACUUCAUUAGGCAUCACUCUUCAAUGAUUCUGUCAGUGUUUCAGUGUUAAGGCAACACAGUGCCUUUCUCUGAAUUUUUAAAUUUAUGUGCCCAACAAAACCUGCUCUCAGUGCAGUCCUCUGGCACCCCCACCCAGUCUAGGUAUUUGAUCUGUUCCAGCUCCUGCACGCCUCCAGCUCCUGGACAUCUGGUUGAGUAAGUAAGGCCUGCAAAAUCUGAUCACCUCAGGGUCAGACGUAGCAUCAGGAGCUGGUCAGAAAUAAUAAAUAUGUGGUCUGGCUGGGAGUCUAAAUAGACUAGAUGGAGACCUGGAUCAACCUUGCAUGCGUUGCUUAUAUUCCUCAUUAAGCCAUCUUUAGUUUGGGCCGAGCGGAACUAAGAUUAGCAGUUGCUCUCAACCUCGUACCUGAAGCUGUGUGAUGUCACCAAGUAGACUGCACUUUUACAAGCCUACAGAAACGACACCUUUGACCCACUGACCUGCAGAAGCGAAUCACAAAUGCAUGGCAUCAAUGCUUCCUUUGUUGGGCUGCGGGGCUUCCUAAAAGUAAACACUUCUACUAUCAGUGUUUGCUUUCCAUAACUUGCAGUGUAGCAUAGACUUCCAUAUACUCUGGUAUAGAUAACAUAACAUAUACUCUCUACAGGACAGAGCUGGCUUUGUUUGGGCUUAAUGAAAGCCACAGCUCCACAGCUGAGGACAUGCCAUCGUCCUGAGGCAGUAGCACAGAAAAAAGUCUCCUAUGAAUCACUCCAAAGCUAAAUAUGACCAAAUAACAGGCACUGACACAUGUCAUGGCUGUGAAGCAGGAGUAGGGGAAACAAAAUAUGCAUUUAGUCACCAACUGGGUAUUUUAUUAUAUGUUUCCAUAUAAUAGAGUCUUUCCAUAUAAGAGAUGCCUCGAGCAGAACAACCUGUGUCAGAGACAAGAAAAUAACAUUUCUAAUGAACUCAAUGAAUUUGUUAUGAGACCUGUGUGCUUGAGCAUGAACAGUUUACCCAAUGUGUGUUUAACCCUGCAUGUGAAUGACUUGAUUAUCGAUUAUUGAUCACUCUGGUUUUGCAAAUACAAUAUAUAAAACUGUAUGUUUCAAUCUCUUUGCCAAGCAUUUGAAUUUGUUGGGUUGAUAUUAUGAACAAUAUAUUAACCAGAUCAAACAUUUGUGUCUUAAUUUUUAUUUGUAUUAUCAUUAUUAUUUAAACACCUAUGCUAGUCUAGGCCUCAUCCUUUCCCUAUUCUUAAUAAAAGAUGAUUUUUGUUAUAUCUGUUAAAUAAAAGAAUGAAAACUGAAUCUAGCUCUGGAGAAAAGCCAUGGAGUCAGGCAGUAGAUUUACAUUAUGGAGGCUUGGGAUAGAUCUUGACGUGCAGUAUUUCACUUGACUAUUCAUAUCUCGGUCACUGUGACCUAUGCAGCUCUGAAACAUGUACUGCAUGCCUGUAUAAUUCUGCCUACACAACCCCACCCUCUCAAAACUGUUUCAUAAAUAAUUUUAUUAAAAUGUCUAAAAAGUUUAACAUUCA